Molecule: messenger RNA, 2178 nt
Organism: Chroicocephalus ridibundus (black-headed gull)
Lineage: Eukaryota; Metazoa; Chordata; Aves; Charadriiformes; Laridae
Gene: GNL3
Product: G protein nucleolar 3
Exons: 15
Coding region: 142-1857 (571 amino acids)
Cellular component (GO): nucleolus
Molecular function (GO): GTP binding
Source: RefSeq, a predicted model, not a curated record
CCGGCCGCCAAACGCGCCGAGCCCGCGCGACACCUCCGGCGAGGAAGGACCGCUUCGCUUUACGGCAGCGCCCGCCGGCGGGAGGAGGAAGGAGCGCGGCCUUCCACGUGGAGCGGCGGCUGAGCGCGGCCCGGCGGCGCCAUGAAGCGGCCCAAGCUGAAGAAGGCCAGCAAGAGGCUGACCUGCCACAAGCGCUACAAGAUCCAGAAGAAGAUCAGAGAACACCACCGAAAAGUAAGGAAAGAAGCCAAAAAACGUGGACGCAAAAAGCCCAAGAAAGAUCCCGGUGUUCCCAGUGCCGCACCAUUUAAGGAAGAGCUUCUACGGGAAGCGGAGCAAAGAAAGCAGAGGCUUGAAGAACUAAAACAAAAGCAGAAGCUCAAUAGACAGAAAGAACAUGAAAAGAAGAGGAAGCUUGAAGCAAAAAAGAAUGCAGCCAAAAUCAAAGAAAAAGCAGAAGGAAAGGAAUCCUCUGGCAAAUCUAAAGCAAAGACUAACAAACUGCUGGAUAAAAAUUCAAAGAAAUCAUUUUGCAGGGAGCUCAAGAAGGUGAUUGAGGCCUCAGAUGUGGUUCUAGAGGUUUUGGAUGCAAGAGAUCCAAUGGGCUGCCGGUGUCCUCAACUGGAGCAAGCUGUAAUUUGCUCUGGAGGAGACAAAAAGCUACUGUUGGUUCUGAACAAAAUUGAUUUAGUGCCAAAGGAAAACUUGGAGAAAUGGUUGAAUUAUUUGAAGAAGGAGUUUCCAACGAUUGCUUUUAAAUCGGCAACACUGAUGAAGGACAGGACUAUGCAGGAACAGUUCACAAAAAGACGUGCACGUGUUGAUUUAUCAAGAACCACUGAAUGCUUUGGAAGCAAAUGCCUUUUGAAACUUCUUCAAGACCACGUCAGGACUCAAAACAAAGCCAUUCAGGUUGGGGUAGUAGGUUUCCCUAAUGUGGGAAAGAGCAGCAUAAUCAACAGUCUUAAAGGAGUUCGUGCUUGCAAUGUUGGCCUAACAAGAGGUGUUACCAAGUCCAUGCAAAUUGUACACAUUGAUAAACAGACAAAGAUCUUAGACAGUCCAAGUAUAAUUGCAGAUCCUUCCAACAACACCCUGGCUCUGGCCUUGAGAACUAUCCUAAAUACUGAAGAAACAGCCUCAGCAGGUGUGCUUGAAGGAGUAGAUGCCAUUCUAAAUCAUUGUAGUAAACAGCAGGUAAUGAUGCACUAUAGUAUCCCAGAUUUCAGGAACACCGAGGAGUUUUUGACUUUACUUGCUCAGAAAAGGGGUAUGCUGAAAAAGGGAGGUGUUCCUGACAUAGAGAAUAUAGCUAAAGUGCUACUUUGUGACUGGACAGGAGCUAAAAUAAGCUACCACUCACAACCUCCAGAAUCUCAUAGAUGGCCACCAUAUCUUACAGAAGACAUAACAGCUAAAAUGCAGGAGUGCUUUAAUUUAAAAAACCUAGAAGAAGAAAACAAGAAUGCUGUUCAAGCUUUAAAAUGCCCCAGUCCAGCAAGCAGCAUCACUUUCCAGUCAGCUGGUAUGACAAAUGGGACAAUACAGGAAAACAAAGUAAUAGAGGAAGUAUCAGAGUGGGAAAACUUGGAAACAAGUAUGGAGGGGGAGGAAGACGAAGAAGAGGAUUUCACAGAAAGUGAUGAUGAUCAAGAUGAUGUGGAAGAAAAAAAGGAUAUCAGAGAGGAAAGUAAAGUUCAGGUCACCAGGAAAGCAAAGUUUGGAAAACGACAAACAAGUCCUACAAAUUCAGAAAAGCAGAUAGCAGAAAGUGAACAUUCCAAUUCAGUAUCACUCAGCUUGGAUAAGACAGCAGAUGAAGACGAUGCCUACGAUUUUAAUACAGACUAUGUGUAAUGAAUUAUGUGUGAAGACUGUGUUUGGAGACUCUUAUUAUUGCCUUUCAGAACAUUCAUGAAGACUUGUUUUCUGGUAAAAGUUGGAGGAAUGCUGCAUACCAGAGCUGCUGCAAAGAUUCACAAUUAUUACUGUGUCAAAUAGUGUAUAUAAUACUGCAUCUCUCUUGAUUGUUUCAGAUUUUAUACAAGUCUAGGAAACUGACUGUAUUCAGCUUUAAGUCCUAAACUUUAAUUCCUGUAUUAAAAAAAAAAAAAUUUAAGAAGUUCUUAAUUGAGUCUGUUCACUUUGCCUUAUAAAAAGAUGUUGCAAAAGGAUAAA